Theobroma umbraticum is the source of this 1041-nucleotide messenger RNA. Its product is annotated as transcription factor MYB39-like. The record is from RefSeq and is a predicted model, not a curated record. NCBI's taxonomy places the organism in Eukaryota, Viridiplantae, Streptophyta, Magnoliopsida, Malvales, Malvaceae.
AUGGGAAGGUCUCCUUGCUGUAGUGAUGAAGCCAAUCUGAAGAAGGGCCCAUGGAGUCCAGAGGAGGAUCAGAAGUUGAUUGAUUACAUUAACAACCAUGGCCAUGGAAGUUGGAGAACUCUUCCAAAGCAUGCGGGCUUGAAUAGAUGUGGAAAGAGUUGCAGACUAAGGUGGGCAAAUUAUCUGAGGCCUGACAUCAAGAGAGGGAAAUACUCGGAAGAAGAAGAGAGAAUUAUCAUUAACCUUCAUUCGGUUCUUGGAAACAAGUGGUCGAAGAUUGCCACUCAUCUUCCAGGACGGACAGAUAAUGAGAUCAAGAAUUUUUGGAAUACCCACAUCAGGAAAAAGCUUCUUAACAUGGGACUCGAUCCAAACACCCACAAGUCAAGAACUGAUCUCAAUCAUCUUUUAAACCAGUCUCAGUUGCUUUGUGCAGCACAAUUAGGCAACUUGAUGAAUCCCUGGGACAGUACUGCUUUUAAAGUACAGGCUGAUGCUGCUGAACUAGCUAAAAUCCAGCUAUUGCUAAACCUAAUGCAAAUCCUGAAUACCAACAAACUCUCAAAUGUUAGUGCUGGUUUAAUAGGGCCCCAAAAUUCUUACCCAUUUGAAGGAGUCGGACUGGUAAACGGGACGAGCACCGUAUGUGCCAACGAAACAGCCUCAAUUCCUCAGAAUUUUCAAAGCACUGGCUCAAUGACUCAAACAUCAAGUGAUUACCAGCAGGGUGCCGACGACUCAUGGGCAUGUUUUGAAGGUCAAUUCAAGUAUGAAAGCCCUGAUAUGAAUGACAAGUGCUUGAGCAGCUCCUGUGAUUUUCAAACAGAAAAUUCACUUUCUGCAUUGGUUUCGGAAUCUCCCGAGAUUUUUUCCAUGAACCAAAUGGAAAACAAGACCAACCCCAAUCACUGCUCAACCAUCUCAGCAGACACUUCUAUCUUCCAGGCUUGGGAGAAGCUAAUGGAUGAUGAAACUGGUGACUCCUACUGGAAAGAUAUUCUAGAUUUGACAUCGUCGUCGUCAUCACCCAUAGAAUGGUAG